AUGCUGACUUUACUGGUUUUGGGCGUGAGCGCUCUGACGUUGGGUCAUGAAUACGAAAUUUCUCACCAAACCGAUGCUGGACAACUAGAGUUCGAAUGGGUCGAAAGAUACGGUCCUACAAUCCGUAUCUUCGGUUGCUUUCACGAAGAAGUUCUCAUGAUAGCAGAUCCUAUGGGUCUGCAGCACAUCUUCCAAUCUCAGAACUACCCUAAAACAAGGGAUAUCCGUCUAAUAGCUGAACGGGUAUUCGGCAAAGGUCUUCUUUGGGCAACAGGCGAGGCGCACCAACGACAUAGAAGGGCCCUCAAUCCCGCCUUUUCUAACCAGAAUUUGAAAAAGUUUGUGCCUCUAUUUCAGGAGACAACUCUACAGAAAUGGAAUGCUCGAUUAGAAGGAAAUGCGGCGGUUGUUCUGAAUAUGGCGCAAUGGAUGCCAAAGAUCACCUUGGAUGUAAUUGGUCGCAGUGCAUUUGAUUUCAACUUCGGACUCCUCGAUGGAACUGCCGAUUACAACGAGCUUUACAGGACAAUGAGAGACAUGUUCCUUGACUCAAAAUCAUCUUCUACUGUGACAGUACUUUAUGAUGCCAUUCGUCGACGCAUACCUGAACGCUUUGGUUUCAAAAUGUACACAACUAAAGAAGAUCGGCGACUUUCCGCUUUUCUGUCCGCGGCCCAGAGGGCCGCAAGGAAUAUUUUGCUUCGUAAACAGGAAGUUGAAAUGCCAAAUGCCAACUCUGAUGACGAUAAAGACAUCCUCAGCGUUCUAAUUCGCGCCACUAAGCACAAUGAUCACAGAAAGAAACUUUACGAGGAUGAGAUCAUCUCUCAAAUGGCAACGAUUAUACUCGCUGGAAAUGAAACAACUUCUUCCACAAUGUCAUGGAUGCUGUACGAACUGAGCAAACACGCCGAUAGUCAAACUCGGGUGCACGAAGAGAUAACUAUUCUACGAGCUCAAACAGGAUGCCACGUUUCCCUUACCAGUGCACAUUAUGAUUCGAUGCCUUAUUUCAAUGCAGUCAUCAAGGAAACCCUCCGACUGCAUCCAAUAUUACCAAUUUUGGUACGAGAAGCAGAUGAACACGACACAAUACCACUCUCGAUUCUGGUGAAGAGUAAAACCGGGAGUCUUCUACCUGAUGUUCCAAUCCGCAAAGGACAACGUAUUCUGUUACAUCUGGGUGCUUACAAUCGAUUGACCCAAGUAUGGGGCGAUGAUGCAGACUCGUGGAAUCCAGUCCGGUUCAUUGAUGAGAAGAAAGAGGUGGUGGUUGGAAUGUAUGGAAACUUAGCAACUUUCAGUGAGGCAUGUCACAUCCGGGUUGAUUUGGAUUACUGA
Messenger RNA from Lentinula edodes (shiitake mushroom), 1341 nucleotides. RefSeq names its product cytochrome P450. Gene Ontology annotation, molecular function: heme binding; oxidoreductase activity, acting on paired donors, with incorporation or reduction of molecular oxygen; monooxygenase activity. The record is from RefSeq and is a predicted model, not a curated record. The transcript has 12 exons. The coding region runs from base 1 to 1341 and encodes 446 amino acids. Lineage: Eukaryota; Fungi; Basidiomycota; Agaricomycetes; Agaricales; Omphalotaceae.